CCGCCCCGACGCGCGACCCCAGGCUCGGCGGGCAGGUCUGGCGGCUCCGUGACCGGAGGCAGCUCUGCGAGCUUCGUCCAGGCUGCUGACCUCAGCGGUGACUCCUUCUUCACUGGCUUCAUGUCACAGUGUGCCUGCCCCCUCCACUGGGGACAUUCCAGCUGUUUCCGGCUUCUUAGGAGUCAAGCUGCUGUGAACUUUCGCACACUUGACAUUUUCUGGACAUUGGCAGUCCUUUAUCUAAGGCUGAGCUGGUUGCCCACAGGUGCCCGCGCCCCAUCUCAGGGAGUGACCACCCAGCCCUGAGCCGAUCCUGAGCGGUCAGAGAUGGCGCUGACCCCCGAGUCCCCGAGCAGCUUCCCUGGACUGGCCGCCACGGGCAGCUCUGUGCGGGAGCCACCUGGCAGCCCCAACACAACCCUCAACAGCUCCUGGGCCAGCCCGACGGAGCCCAGCUCCCUGGAGGACCUGGUGGCCACAGGUGCCAUUGGGACUCUGCUGUCAGCCAUGGGCGUGGUGGGCGUGGUGGGCAACGCCUACACGCUGGUGGUCACCUGCCGCUCCCUGCGCGCCGUGGCCUCCAUGUACAUCUACGUGGUCAACCUGGCGCUGGCUGACCUGCUGUACCUGCUCAGCAUCCCCUUCAUCGUGGCCACCUACAUCACCAAGGAGUGGCACUUCGGGGAUGUGGGCUGCCGCGUGCUCUUCAGCCUGGACUUCCUGACCAUGCACGCCAGCAUCUUCACGCUGACCGUCAUGAGCAGCGAGCGCUACGCCGCGGUGCUGCGGCCGCUGGACACCGUGCAGCGCCCCAAGGGCUACCGCAAGCUGCUGGCGCUGGGCACCUGGCUGCUGGCGCUGCUGCUGACGCUGCCCGUGAUGCUGGCCAUGCGGUUGGUGCGCCGGGGCCCCAAGAGCCUGUGCCUGCCCGCCUGGGGCCCGCGCGCCCACCGCGCCUACCUGACGCUGCUCUUCGCCACCAGCAUCGCGGGGCCCGGGCUGCUCAUCGGGCUACUCUACGCGCGUCUGGCCCGCGCCUACCGCCGCUCGCAGCGCGCCUCCUUCAAGCGGGCCCGGCGGCCGGGGACGCGCGCGCUGCGCCUGGUGCUGGGCAUCGUGCUGCUCUUCUGGGCCUGCUUCCUGCCCUUCUGGCUGUGGCAGCUGCUCGCCCAGUACCGCGAGGCCCCGCUGGCGCCGCGGACGGCGCGCAUCGUCAACUACCUGACCACCUGCCUCACCUACGGCAACAGCUGCGCCAACCCCUUCCUCUACACGCUGCUCACCAGGAACUACCGCGACCACCUACGCGGCCGCGUGCGGAGCCCGGGCAGCGGCGCAGUCCGGGGGCCCGUUCCCUCCCUGCAGCCCCGCGUCCGCUUCCAGCGCGGCUCCGGCCGCUCCCUGUCUUCCUGCAGCCCGCAGCCCACUGAGAGCCUCGUGCUGGCCCCGGCGGCCCCGGCCGGACCUGCGCUCGAGAGUCCCAGGGACCCGGCGUGAGCACGCGGAGGGGCGGCUGGAGUCCAGGUGGGGACGGGCCCCAAAGCCUCAGCCACUACCGGGAGCCCCUCCGCAGAGUCCCCCACUCCGAAAUCACAGGCCCUGCCCCUCCUCCUCAGCCCCCUUCCA
Molecule: messenger RNA, 1626 nt
Organism: Cercocebus atys (sooty mangabey)
Lineage: Eukaryota; Metazoa; Chordata; Mammalia; Primates; Cercopithecidae
Gene: UTS2R
Product: urotensin 2 receptor
Exons: 3
Coding region: 328-1497 (389 amino acids)
Biological process (GO): neuropeptide signaling pathway; blood vessel diameter maintenance; regulation of blood pressure
Cellular component (GO): membrane
Molecular function (GO): urotensin II receptor activity
Source: RefSeq, a predicted model, not a curated record